AUGUUCCGCGGCCUCUCGACCUUAGCGCGCCUGACGCCGGCGGCGCUGGCUGCCCCGGCCGUGGCGCUCUGCGACGAGAAGUCCGCGCGCGGCGCCCUGGCGGACCUCAUCGACAAGUCCGAGGCGAGGCGCGGCGACGGCACGUCCCUCGGCCCGACGAUGGUGCGCCUCGCCUGGCACAGCGCGGGCACUUUCUGCGCCAAAUCGGGAACGGGCGGCAGCGACGGCGGCCGCAUGAAGUACUGCCCCGAGAGCGCGUGGGGCGCGAACGCGGGCCUCGCCGACGUCCGCGCGGUCGUCGAGAAGGUCGCCCAGGACCACGGCCUCUCGCGCGCGGACGCGUACACUCUGGCAGGCGUGGUCGCGGUGGCGCACAUGGGCGGCCCGGAAGUGCCGUGGGCCGCGGGCCGCUCCGACGCGGCCGACGGCUCGACGAGCCCUCCUGAUGGCCGCCUUCCCGACGCGGACAAGGGCUCGCUCGGCGGCACGGUAGCGCACCUCCGCGCGAUCUUCUACCGCAUGGGGUUUGACGACCGCGACAUCGUCGCGCUGUCCGGCGCGCACGCGCUCGGUCGGUGCCACGAGGAGGCUUCAGGUUAUUGGGGUCCCUGGACCUUCGCUGAGACGACGUUCUCGAACGAGUACUUCCGCCUUUUGCUGGCGGAGACCUGGACGCUCAAGACGACUCACAACGGCCGCAAGUGGAAGGGGCCCGACCAGUGCGUGGCCGCGUGGCGAUCGAACUCCAGGCGCCCACGCCAUUGACGCGUCGUCCACGCAGGUUCGAGGACUCGUCGGGCAAGCUCAUGAUGCUUCCGAGUGACGUGGCACUCCUGUGGGACAAGACCUUCCGCGCCUACGUCAUCCUCUACUCCAAGGACGAGGAGCAGUUCUUCAAGGACUUCUCGCGCGCCUUCGGAAAGCUCUUAGCGCUCGGCACGAAGCAGAACGCUGGCGGCGGCGGUGGACCGCUCGACGGGCUCCGCAAGCUCUUCGGCCUCUGAGUAGUUCAUCUGGGACCCGCACCCCUAGUAGUAACACGAGCGGCUUG
Messenger RNA from Pelagomonas calceolata, 1051 nucleotides. Lineage: Eukaryota; Pelagophyceae; Pelagomonadales; Pelagomonadaceae. The record is from the annotation of a GenBank genome assembly.